This is a messenger RNA of Xyrichtys novacula (pearly razorfish), 452 nucleotides long. Lineage: Eukaryota; Metazoa; Chordata; Actinopteri; Labriformes; Labridae. The record is from the annotation of a GenBank genome assembly.
AUGAAGGUCCAGACAGCCUCCCCGCCGCCCCCUAAUGGCCUCUUCCCACUCCCCUCCAUCGCCAUCCUGGCCGCCCACAUCAUCACGAUGCACCCAGAGAGCGCUAAGAGAGACAGAGCUGGCAAACGGAGCUGCACACGUGCCAACGCCGCUGAGCCCCAACCCUGCAGCGGUCUCUGCAGCAGGAGGUAAUAACCCUCAACAUGACCUGACUCGGCAUUUAUUCACUUAAUGUAAAAGAAACGGCGGCACAUCCACACCUCUUCCUGUCCUUUCACAGAUUUCAGAUCACCCAAAUCCACGCCGCAGCCCUCAGGUCCAUCUGUCUGUCUGCUGACUCAGCCUCUGCGGUCCUCAGGUGUCGUGUUUACCAUCAAAUAACAGCGAGAGGAGGACAGGAAACAAGGACGCAGGUUACAUCAUGUCGUGUUUCUUUUAUCUCUUCACGUUAA